AUGCGUUCUCACAGGUGGAUUCCGUACUUAGCGGCGUGCAAGUUUAUGCACCAACGCCAUCGCCCGGCCGUAAACGUCGAGCUUGGCACCGGCACACCGCUGCCGCAGCAUGCACCCGUCGGCAAUCCAUCCAAGCCGCCUCACAGCACCCAAGCACCCUCGUGUAGCAGGCCCCUCAUCAUUCCGUCACCUCCCGUUGUCGCUUUUUGUUGCAACGAACAAUCCAUCGGGUACCAUGUACCGUUCUCUCCUGCUAAUUCCGAUCCGACCAACGCUCUUCCUCUCUCUUCCGCUGUCGGCACAUUAGCGCGGCGCUCAACCACUCUGCAGGCAGGCAAGGCAAGUCGCAGGCAGGCAGGCAACAUCCGCGCCCCCGUUGAGUCGCCGUCGCCGUCCCAGCGCCGCCGCAGCAGCGUGUCCCCGCCCGUGCCGCUGCUCCAGUCGCCGCGCGUCCUCAUGCACGACUCGCGGCCGCGCUACAGCCGCCCGGCGUCGUCCUCGCGCUCGCUCGGCAUCUCGUCCUCGACGCUGUCGGACCCGGACGUCAACAUGCUGCAGGAGAACGCGCAGAGCCUGGACGCAGAGGGCGCGCCCCCCGCCGCCUUCCGCACGUGCCUGGCCUCCACCACGCGCUGGUUCCAGCUCGUCAUGUUCUUCGCCUUCGUGGUGGCGCUCGUCAUGGCCAUGGCCAGCAGCUACGACAACCUCAGCCCGGGGCUCAUCUGGGGCGGCAUCCUGUCCGUCUUCUCCGUCUUCUUCGUGAUCCUGUCGUACGCCAGCGUGCCCAGCUACCGCCAGCACCCGAACCCGCUCGUCUUCUGGCGCACCAUCGCCGACGCCGUCUUCGUGCUGCAGCUCAUGGCGCAGCAGUUCGUGCGCUGCCUCUUCUUCGACUGCGUGCCGCUCUGCAGCAGCACCAACCUGCAGUGCGGCUGCAGCACCGACAGCGGCGCCGGCUCCACGUGCGAGGUCUUCGCGGGGCUCUUCGAGUUCACGCUGCUGGCCUCCGAGUGCUGGUUCUUCUGCAUGACGGCCAACCUGCUCAUGAGCCUGACCAACCCCUUCACGGACUUUAAGCGCAACACGCGCAUGUUCCACCUCGGCUCGUGGCUCGUCCCGCUCGUGCUCGGGCUGCUGCUCAUGAACACGGACGACUGGGCCGGAUACUCGGACCUGGGCGUGUGCUGGACCAACGCGCUCAAGAACCUGCAGGCCGACAACAUGCAGAACUGCCCGCCCGGCUACGAGGUCACGGAUAACUUCACGAGCGACUACAGGGCCGUGAACGCCAACAUCAUCAGCUGGCUCUUCUUCUACGUCUGGAUGGGGCUCUUCAUCAUCUUCGGCAUCGCCGUCUGGGUCUGGGCCUGGAAGCGCCUGAGCGAGGGCAUGCCCGAGACCUACGCCGUGCGCGUGCAGAGCAUCAACCGCGCGCGCUUCAACGUGUUCGCCGUCACCUUCUACUGGAUCAUCGUCGUCAUCGUCUACAUCAAGUUCCUGUCGCGCGACCGCUCCAAGCCCGACAAGUCCAGCGAGCUGCUCAACUUUUUGAUCGCCGGCAAGGGCUACCUCGACCUCGUCAUCUGGUUCGCGCUCAACGACUUCCACGUCGCGCACUUCACGCGCUGUCUGGGGGAGAACGCGGGCGAGAUCGACGUGGACCUGAACCCGCAGGUGAACGCGGCGCUGAGACGCGAGGUGCUGUUCUACACGACAUCAGGCAUCAUCCAGGCCGUCCAGGCCGCGGAGCGGCUGCCCGCCUCGCAGCGCAUUCAGCACUUGGCGCUGCUGCCGCAGACCAAGGCCACGAACGUCGCGACGGCCGCGGCGUUCACUGCAGUUCCAGUCAGCGAGAGUGGAAACGCUGCCCAUCCGUCGGCUGCAUAUGCCGCCUAUCUUCAACAGCAGUCGAACGCUGCUGAACGUGAAGGGACGAACGGCACAGGGGCAUUUGACGAGAACAUGCGUGUGGCCAAGAACUCGCCGCGUACCAAAACCUUCCACGACUACGAGCCGCACGCGUUCAAGAAGAUUCGUGAACGCUUCGGAGUGAACAACGAAGCGUACCUGCAGGCACUUUCGGCCACAGCCAAGGAACGACUGAGCGAAGGUGCCAGUGGAGCCUUUAUGUUCUACUCAGCUGAUGGAUCUCUGAUCGUCAAGAGUACCAGCAAGGAAGAGUGCUCCUUCCUGCGCAGCAUCGCGCAGGACUACGCUGAUUAUCUGUGCGCCAACCCUCGCUCUCUGCUGCUGCGCUUCUACGGUUGCCAUUGCCUCGAGCUGUACGGCAAGCAGUUCUCGUUCGUCGUCAUGGCAAACCUUUUCGAUACCGACCAAGUGAUCCACUCGCGUUACGAUAUCAAGGGAUCGUGGGUGAACCGCCACGGCGACCUACCGAAGCGUGGCAAGAAGGUCACGUGUCGCCACUGCAAUCGCAAGUACAUUUACCAGAACUCGGCUCCGGAGAAUGCCAAUUGCACGGUUCGGUUGGGCGGACACGAGCCGAACGUCGUCUUGAAGGACUCGGACCUGACGCAGAAGCUGAACCUCGAUCGGGACGUGGCUUUGGAGCUCUACCAGCAGCUCUGUGCUGAUUCGCAGCUGUUGUGCUCGUUUGGAAUCAUGGAUUAUUCUCUCCUGAUGGGAAUCAACGAAGUGGAGUAUGUGGUCGACGAAGGUAGCAGCACGGACGACGAGAUGGAUGCAAACACGCCUACGCAGUCAAGUGCACAAGGUACUAAGGCAGGACACAACCAGCAGCGAUCUUCUGUAUACAACCCGUUCACGGAGAAAUCGAUGAUGGACGCACGCAGUGGUGGUGUUCAGAACUUGGCCAGGUCGAAGGGCCCGCCUCCUGUGCAAGGUCCGUCGUCUAAGACUCGGCACCACGCCAGUGUGUCGUCGAACGUGGGAUCUUACAACGCUCGGUCAGCGCUCGGCGAGCCGGUGAUGCAGCGAAAGGCGUCAAAGCCGCAUGAAUAUUCGAAGAACAGCCGCAACGGACGACAUAACGCGAGCAAUACGUCUUCGUCUGGAAGGAGGCUCCCGCGCUCAGGCAUGCGCAUGGCUAACACCGUUGUUGGCCCGGCGUACUACCAUCUUGGUGUGAUCGAUAUUUUGCAGACUUGGACAUUCCAAAAACGGAUGGAGCGAUUCUUCAAGAUUGUGUUCAAGGGCGUGGACGGCGAUGGUCUAUCUGCCAUCCCUCCCAAGCUGUACCAGGCGCGCUUCCAGCUCAAGAUGGCGGAUAUUCUCGGCGUGGAGGACCUUGUGAGCGGCGACAACGCCGACCUAGACCUGUUUACGCAGCAGAACUCGCACAUGGAUGUCGACACGCAGCAAGUGGACCAGCAGUUCAACAUCCAGUCCAUCCGGUCAUUGGCCUCCUCCGAGCUGGUGGCUAUCAACCCAUUGGACUCGCACUACGCGAACAGCAGGUCGUCUUCGAAUCUGCGACAGCGUAGCACGGAGAACUCGCAGUCUGUUGGGCAGGACACGGAGGAGUACACGGGCAUCGAUUACCACCUGUAG
Molecule: messenger RNA, 3531 nt
Organism: Phytophthora sojae
Lineage: Eukaryota; Oomycota; Peronosporomycetes; Peronosporales; Peronosporaceae
Product: phosphatidylinositol-4-phosphate 5 kinase-like protein
Exons: 2
Coding region: 1-3531 (1176 amino acids)
Biological process (GO): G protein-coupled receptor signaling pathway; phosphatidylinositol metabolic process; cell surface receptor signaling pathway
Cellular component (GO): membrane
Molecular function (GO): G protein-coupled receptor activity; phosphatidylinositol kinase activity
Source: RefSeq, a predicted model, not a curated record